Messenger RNA from Myotis brandtii (Brandt's bat), 717 nucleotides. It is a transcript of the gene MRPL21, whose product is annotated as mitochondrial ribosomal protein L21. The transcript is spliced from 7 exons. NCBI's taxonomy places the organism in Eukaryota, Metazoa, Chordata, Mammalia, Chiroptera, Vespertilionidae. Gene Ontology annotation, molecular function: structural constituent of ribosome; RNA binding. Gene Ontology annotation, biological process: translation. The record is from RefSeq and is a predicted model, not a curated record. Gene Ontology annotation, cellular component: mitochondrial large ribosomal subunit; ribosome. Bases 121 to 669 code for a protein of 182 amino acids.
CUCGCCCAGCUCCGCGCACCGGCGUCCGCAUCGGCACUUGUCACGCUGAAAGGGGGCUGCUUAGGCUUCUGCCCACCUCCGGCGCUCACACCCAGGCGCCCAGUGCCAACCGCUCUCCUGAUGGGCCGGGCACACACAGCCUCCUUGUGGUCCGCUUCUCAAAGGUUCCAGUCGCAGGGCACCGCGCGUCCACAAGGAUACGUUCCUAAGACAUCCCUGAGUUCACCCCCUUGGCCUGAAGUCGUUCUGCCAGACCCCACCGAGGAGACCAGACACCACGCAGAGGUCGUGCGGAAGGUGAACGAGCUGAUCGCCACGGGCCAGUACGGCCGGCUCUUUGCCGUGGUGCACUUCGCCAGCCACCAGUGGAAGGUGACCGCCGAGGACCUGAUUCUGAUCGAAAAUGAGCUGGACCUUGCGUGUGGAGAGAGGAUUCGGUUGGAGAAGGUCCUGCUGGUCGGCGCUGACGACUUCACGUUGCUGGGCAAGCCGCUCUUGGGGAAGGAUCUUGUUCGUGUAGAAGCCACCGUCAUUGAAAAGACAGAAUCAUGGCCAAAGAUCAACAUGAAGUUUAAGAAAAGGAAAAACUAUAGGAAGAAGAGAAUUAUUGUGAGCUCGCAGACUGUCCUCCGCAUAAACACCAUUGAGAUUGCUCCGGGUCUGUGCUGAUCGUCGAGCCGGCAUUUGCAGAAAAAAAAUAAACCCGUUUUCCAGGGA